Xenia sp. Carnegie-2017 is the source of this 2240-nucleotide messenger RNA. RefSeq lists its product as uncharacterized. The transcript has a single exon. Bases 422 to 1897 code for a protein of 491 amino acids. Lineage: Eukaryota; Metazoa; Cnidaria; Anthozoa; Malacalcyonacea; Xeniidae. The record is from RefSeq and is a predicted model, not a curated record.
AAACGCCACACCCGAGCGAGUGCCACGUUUAUAAUCUUUAAAUACACAAAGAGAAAAUAAAGUUAUAAUCCAGUCAAAAAACGUCAUGAUUCUACAUCUAUCCUUACAAUAAAUACAAAUAGUUUUCAAACAGUCCAAUAUAUAUGAGCCUAGAAAAAGUUCAAAAGCAUUAAAUAUAAAAUGACAAAUUAAUUUGCAUAAAAAUACAUGCAUAUUAUUGGGUCAAUAUAAAAAUCUUUCAAAAACGUCACGGAUCAACAGUUAUUAAUGACCAGCAAUAAAGAAAACGGAACAAUAUUUUCAAACACGUCAACACGUAAAGCCACUUUCCUUAUGUUCAGUAUUCGCGUGUUGUUGUGUGAAUAAAUUUCAUAAAUGAUCAUUGGCUUUGUUGUUUGCAGAAAGUUUAAGACGUGACGAGAUGGGUUUUGAAUUCAAAGAACUGGAAAAUGAACCGUUUAUAUCGUACGUUAACAAAGAAUACGAUGACAUGGAUAUAAAUGACAACAAUGGUCAAAUUUUAACUUCGGAGAUCACGAAUGAAGGACUUCAGAACACAACGAACUUGCAAAAUGGUAGAAACGCUUGCAAAUCUCUUUGGAAAAGUACGAGGAUGACGAUCAGUCUUCUUUUAUCUCUCAUUCCAUUAACUGCUGUGGCCAUGGCACUAAUAUUCUUGGACAUCAACACCACAUAUAGAUGUCAGCAAUGGAAGAAUAUGUACAACGCCAGUCUACCUUUGUCUGUGAGACGUACGCACGUCUACGGUGAUAAUGUUGAAACAUUAGUAAUAUAUACAUGGUUCCCACUAACUAUGAUCUUACUAUUCGGUUGGAAAGAAUUCAAAACAAAGUAUUUAUCAGUCGCUUAUAUUGCCGUAAUGUUUGGCUUGUUAGCAGUGAUAUAUCAUCAGAUUUUGCUAGAGUUUCAAGUUCAGAAUUCCAAAUUGUACUAUGGAUAUCCGAAAAACGUUUGUUUUUGCGUUAUGUUAGUGUGUUCAGCUUCCGUAAUAGUUUACAACAUCCGUUCCAGCGACAUCGUGGUUUCAUAUUCGAAUGUUCACAUUAUGACACUUAUUCUAAUCGAAUUCAUUUUAUGUGCUUUCAUUUCAUACAUCUACAAGUACGGAAUUUUUGUUGCUAUCAACAAAGUACAAGAGCCACGAUUCAAAUUCUUCAUCGCCGCAUCCUCUCCAGCGAUGACCAUUCUUCCUACCGUAUUGUGCAUGCAAAUGGCGCUGAGAAAAAGUUCCAAGCUUGUUCACCCUGAUCGUUGUUUUGUCCUCGUCUAUGUUAUCCGAGGUGGAGCUAUAUUUUUGUUUCGAACUAUGCAAUCUGAUUUCCAAAGAAUUUGGUUAUUCGUUGCUCUUUCAUUAUCGUCAGCAAUUUCAGGUUUUUUCAUGAAGACCACUCGACAAAUUCGUUUCAAUUUUUGGAAACGCACAAUCUCAAAAUUACACUCCCUGGGCUAUUUCCUACGAUUUCGAGCAUCAACGUGGAACACAGCACAUGCAAGACGGUUGCAAGCUGACUUGGAAAUACAAGAUAUGCUUUUUGAAUACAGCACUAUCGUUUUGAGUCAAGCUUACUUUACUUUUUACCACCUUCAAAGUUUUGAAAUACAAACAUGGCCGCUGAUUUUAGAGUUGCUUGAAAGAAUUGCAAUUGGUCUCGCCAUUGAAUUUAUUUUUAACUGUUUAUCAAAUCAUGUUCAGAUGUAUCACUACAACAUUCCCAUUGGCCGUGUGUGGAGAAGAUACUGGAAACGACAUUUGUUGGCUAAUUUAAUUUUUGUGCUUACCAUUAUUGCAUAUUUUAGCCAAGAUUUCACGUCGCUAUUUCAAUCACGUUAUCAGGAGAGACGAAAUAAUAUCAGGAACUGUACAACAUUAUUUUGAGUAAACAUUGGUGAGCUGUUAAAUUAUCAAACGAAAAUGAUGUUUACAUAGUAUUUAGUGUAGUGCUAUACGUUUAAUCUCUGCAGCAAUGAGUGUUUUUGACUAAUAUCAACGAAUAUUUUACUCAGUUUACUUUAUCUAAAAUUGUAAAUGAAGAUUUGCUUACUCCCUCAUCAAAUCAAAACAACUUUCAACAACGAAGUACAUUUGAGAAGUAAAUUUUAUAAUUGGCUACAAAAUGUCUGUAGCCCGGGUCAUGCAUCCAACUAUUUUUGAUAUCAAAUUGUAAGACCAGAACCCUCUAAAAUUUAUUGUGAAAUAAUAGUCAACUCAAAUGAAAUAA